UGCACUUCCCUCGCCAUUCACCAUCUCCCCUGCUCCUCCCCACCAUUGCUCCCCUUCAGAUCCCCAACCCGAAACCCUAGCCAUGGCGAUCGCGGGGCGCGCCCUGCGCCGCAUCCCCCUCCACCUCGCGCCCUCCCUCGCGCGGCCCUUCUGCGCGCUCUCCCCCGCCGCAUCUGCCGCGGCGCCCGCCCCGGCGUCCGCCAAGGUCGCCGACCGCAUCGUGCGCCUCCUCGCCAUCGACCCGGACGGCGCGCGCCGGGAGGUGGUCGGGCUGUCCGGGCAGACCGUCCUCCGCGCGCUCGCCAACGCCGGCCUGAUCGAGCCGGAGUCCCACCGCCUCGAGGAGAUCGACGCCUGCUCCGCCGAGUGCGAGGUCCACAUCGCACAGGAGUGGCUCGACAAGCUGCCCCCGCCCUCCUACGAGGAGCGGUACGUCCUCACCCGCGCGUCGCGGAACCGGGAGCUCAACAAGCACGCGCGGCUCGGCUGCCAGGUCGUGCUCACGCCGGAGCUCCAGGGGAUGGUCGUCGCCGUUCCGGAGCCCAAGCCCUGGGACAUCCCGUAAUGCGAAGCCGAUACGACGAUGUGAGGUUUCCUUCCUCGUCUCUCUCGGUGGGUGCUUUCGCGCUGCGCCGUGACUUUUUUAUGUUACGAAUUUGAUGAAAGAAUAAUGAUUUGAUGGUCAAAACUUAGUGCUGAUGUUGAACCUUUGUUUACUUUGAAUCUUGAGCAUGUGGAUGAAUGUAAUGUGGAAUCCUUUGAAAUUGUCUCAAUUCGCUUCAAUGGUUUUGCUUGUA
Molecule: messenger RNA, 797 nt
Organism: Oryza brachyantha (malo sina)
Lineage: Eukaryota; Viridiplantae; Streptophyta; Magnoliopsida; Poales; Poaceae
Product: ferredoxin-2, mitochondrial
Exons: 1
Coding region: 83-565 (160 amino acids)
Biological process (GO): P450-containing electron transport chain
Cellular component (GO): mitochondrion
Molecular function (GO): 2 iron, 2 sulfur cluster binding
Source: RefSeq, a predicted model, not a curated record